Haemonchus placei is the source of this 234-nucleotide messenger RNA. Lineage: Eukaryota; Metazoa; Nematoda; Chromadorea; Rhabditida; Trichostrongylidae. The record is from the annotation of a GenBank genome assembly.
AUGGAGAAGGUGCCACGAAUCACCGAUCGCCACAGAGGGACUCCACUCGGAUUUGCAAAGGUCGUCUUUUCGGAUGAAGAGAUUUUCAAUCUAGACGGUCUUGACGGAAACAAGCGGUACUGGCGCGACUUGAGAAAGGAGCCAGUCUACUUUAGCGGUCGCAAUUUCGUUAGAGGAAGUCUAUGGCGUGGGAUGCAUUCUGCAAUGAUGUCGUGUUGGAUUUACCUGUCGUGA